CCAUGCUGCUACUUACUUACUUAAGAUGACGUUCUAAUUCAAAAUGCAAUUUAUGUAUUCAGAUAUAAUUAGGAAACAUUUUGUCUGAAAAAGGAUGAUUUGAUAUGCGUGGAAAAAUAAAGAUGGUAAUUUUUCAAGAUACGUUGUGCUAAAUUGCGUGAUCAUGCUUUCCACUUUGCCACCUUCAAGCUACUACGGUCUUCCUGGUCACCUACGCAUUAUCGUAAAAGUUCUAGUGUUUUCAUCUACGACUUUUGGAAUCAUUACAUAUAUAUAUAUACCCACUCUGUUACCCGGCACGAUCUUAGUAACUUAUAAAAGUGGAUGGAAGUUUGAAAAUGAAGGGCACGUAAUUAUACGCAAGUUUUUCACGCUGACCAUGCAUGAAUAUGUAACUGCAUUGCUAUUCCUGACUUCUUUGUCUGUCAUUUCGUCCAGUGGGCCUGUCCGAGUGACUGAUCUAAGAGUACCAACAACAGCUAUCCUUGGAGAUUCUGUUACCCUGAUUUGCAUAUACGAUUUGGGCACUGAAGACCUUUAUGUGGUGAAAUGGUACAAGGAUGAUUUGGAAUUCUACAGAUACGAACCGAAAGAUGAUAAUCAAUCAGUUUAUUUUCCUCAACCUGGGAUCGAUAUUGACUUAGCUCGUUCUGGAAGUAACACUGUUUUCUUGCGCAGUGUGGAGCUGGAUUCUGCUGGCGCCUACAAAUGCCAAGUUUCGACAGAUGCACCCAGCUACAGCUGUGUUCAAGCCGUGAAACAGAUGAAUGUUGUCAUUUUGCCGACAGAUGGGCCAACCAUUACUGGCAUAAAAGGUACAUAUCAGUAUGGAGAUAAUGUAACUCUGAAAUGCAUAUCAGCUAAGUCAAAACCUGCUGCCAAGUUAAAUUGGCUUGUGAAUGGAAUUCAGUUAAAAGAAGAUGAUGUGUUAGAUCGACGGUUAACAAUUUUGAGUGAUAACUUGGAAAUAUCUUCGAUUUUUCUCAGACUGAAUUUAACAAGAAAGCUCUUCAGAAAGAGAAAAGUAAUUAUAGAAUGCAAAGCUUCUUUGUUCGGAGUACAACCUGUGAUUCAAAAAGAAGUUGCAGUACUAGAAAUCAAUAAUGCAUUCUGCUACAGUCAUAACCAUUUAGCGAUAACGGUAGCCACUAUAACAGUUUUGUGGUCAUACCUGAGGUUUUCAAAUUUUUUCCCACCUUGAGAUUCAAGCUAAUUAUGAAGAUUUAUGUUAAAGGAAAAUGAUUACAGUUCCAGGAAAUGGAAAAACUGUCAAAACCUCUCUUGAUUAUUCUCAUCAUACUGUGAACAUCGUUAAUAAAUAAAUGUAAUGAUGAUUUAAAAAAAUAGAAUGUUUUAUGAUGUACAAUCAAAAACCCUGUAUGAAAACAUUUUGUUCAAUCUGUAAAGUAAACUGAACAUAAUGAUUGUUUAAUUAAUCGAUUAUGAGACAAUUAAUGCUUCCCGAUAAUGCAUUGAAUGCAAUGCAACAUUGUCAUUUUUAGCCAUUUAUAAAAAGAGUUCUGUAAAAAUGUGAAUAAAUAAAUAAACUUGCUAAAUUUAUUUUAGGUAUGAUAAGCUUAUCCUAAAAAGUUUGAACUAAAAUAUUUUCUCUCGAAUUAUAUUUCUAUGACAUCUUUUCUAGAAUUUCAUUCUUUGAUAUGCACAGAUCAAAGCGAAUUUCUACAGCACUUCUUGAAUAGUCUCGAUCAAGGCAAAACGUUUUUUGUAUGUUAUAACAUAAUGCACUUUCCUCUAGCAUAUUCGCUAUAAUAUUAGUGUAACUCUUCUAUGCAAAAAUCUUAAUUCUAAAUAUAAUGCGUUGGCAAAGGUAGAAAGCAAAUUUUUCAGUUGUGUUCUGUGUCGGAAUUUUAACUUAGUCGCUCAAAGAAGUGAAACUAUUCAAUUUCAGUGUUGGAAAACUUUUAAUCGGAACAGUUCAAUUCGAGUAUGUGACUGAAAUGACAUUACUAGCAGUACCUUAAUAUUAUCUUUUGUUUUUGUGACUGGCUAUAGAAUAUAUUUUCGAAAAUCCUCAAGAUAAGAAGAGAUUAUAGAAGGAAUAUUACCUUCUGAUUUGCCACUUGAUAACUUUAAGAAACUGUAAGUGUCUAACGAAACGAAUAAGAUAACUUUCCAUACUCCAUUUUUCAAUAAUACAAAAUGUGAAAGAUACAGAAUGAAAAAAAAAAUGAAUGUAUUUGUUAUGAACCACGUGUACAGUUCUAAUAAAUGUACUGAAA
This is a messenger RNA of Stegodyphus dumicola, 2240 nucleotides long. RefSeq names its product endothelial cell-selective adhesion molecule-like. Lineage: Eukaryota; Metazoa; Arthropoda; Arachnida; Araneae; Eresidae. The record is from RefSeq and is a predicted model, not a curated record.